Molecule: messenger RNA, 258 nt
Organism: Babesia bigemina
Lineage: Eukaryota; Apicomplexa; Aconoidasida; Piroplasmida; Babesiidae
Exons: 1
Coding region: 1-258 (85 amino acids)
Source: RefSeq, a predicted model, not a curated record
AUGCCUAGUUCUAUGUUAAGAACUGUUUUGCGGCUAUCCGUAUGGAUUUUGCCGCUGUUGGUUUUCAACAACUGUAACACGGCGAAUACGCAUCUGCAGGACACCUCAGGUGAAAGGUUAGCCCACGCCACUUUCUACAUGACGCUGUACAGUGAUCGUCUAGAAUGGAUAGCAUUUGGUUUGGCUGAUAAACUUAAAAAUUCUACCGGUCUAGAAGCAUGUCUUGUGAAUGUAGGUUUGUUGGUGAAGGUUACGUGA